CGCUUCCUUGAUCAACCCCACCCAAACAGGAAGACCCUGUCCACAGAUGAUACAAAAUUAAACAAGACAUACAAUAAAAAGAAGAUUUAGGAUAAACAACCGCUUGUGUUUAAUUUUACGUAAGAAUUCGUUAUGGAUAUAACCCAUGUUGAACCUUUCCUUGAUUAACGAAGACCAUUGCGCUUCCCUGUGAUGCUUAUUUUGAAAGUCCUACCGGAUGUGGUGUUAUUUGUUAUGCCUGUCCUGAUAGUGUUGGUAUGAAAAGGCGUAGCUAGUAAACAUCACAGAAAGCCGAAAACCGUCAGCGGACAGUAGAGCCAGGAAACACCAACUUACUGAAUAUUUGACUCCGGUUCAAAUAACUCCUGUAGGUGUCAGUCGCUUUCCUGUUACCGUCCGUGGUUGUCAUAGUGACUGUCAGCGGCCAAUAACAGAAGACUGUCGGGGCGUUAGCCACCUAGCUAGCUAGCAUAGCCACCUAACCGUAGCAGUAACAGCCGCAGCUAGCAUUAGCUUCAGCCAAUAAAGAUGAUAGCGUUAAUCAACAAGCUGUUGGACUGGUUCAAGGCGCUCUUCUGGAAAGAAGAGAUGGAGCUGACCCUGGUGGGACUGCAGUACUCCGGGAAAACGACCUUCGUCAAUGUGAUAGCGUCUGGCCAGUUCAGUGAAGACAUGAUCCCCACAGUUGGCUUCAACAUGAGGAAGAUCACUAAGGGCAACGUCACCAUCAAGCUGUGGGACAUCGGUGGACAGCCUCGGUUCAGGAGCAUGUGGGAGCGUUACUGCCGAGGAGUCAGCGCGAUCGUCUACAUGGUGGAUGCAGCAGACCCAGAGAAGAUCGAAGCCUCCAAGAACGAACUCCACAACCUGCUUGACAAACCACAGCUGCAGGGGAUUCCUGUGUUGGUCCUGGGCAACAAGAGGGACCUGCCAGGAGCUCUGGAUGAGAAGGAGCUCAUAGAGAGGAUGAACCUGUCGGCCAUCCAGGACAGAGAGAUCUGCUGCUACUCCAUCUCCUGCAAGGAGAAAGACAACAUCGACAUCACUCUUCAGUGGUUGAUCCAACACUCCAGGACUAAGAGGAGUUCUUGAGAACAGACACGCCCCCCCAACAGAACAGGCUAUGCCCACCUGUCAUCACAAACACACACCCCAACUGCCGCCCCCUCCACCCCCACCCCAUCCUCGUGUUGACGCCUGCCGACCCUCAGCCCUACACCCGACGCACUGACACGUCCUUUCUGUAAAGUUACAAAGCGAACACGUUAGAACCCAAACUCGGCCUCCUGCAGUUUGUGUCGCGUUCUGGAGGUUGGAGUAACCACGGUUCACUGGUGCCGUUACUGAAGGUCUUCAUUGGACCAUCACGAGCUAAAACCUCCCGCAGAUUGUUUUUUGUUUUUCCCAGGAAACGAGUGCAGAUUUUGUCAGGAGCUCCCAGGAAAUUUCUCAGUUAUUGACCCUCAGCUUUAGUCGGUUCAUCGUCACAUCUCCCGCAGAAGUCUACGGCUCAGGAAUUUGUUUGUGCAGUAGUUAACGGAUCAUUUCACCCAAACCACAGGACAGGAACAGUGUAGAAAACUCCCUUAAAAAUAUCUGGGGUUUUCGAUAGCUUGCAGCAGAAAAGCGGUGUCAGUGCAUGUCCACAGACAGACACAACAGCCUCCAUGAUGUCUUUCAAACGCUGUGAAUCCCAAACAGUCGGCCAUUUUGGCUUCUCAUUCUCUGCAUAAAUUGUACAAAACAGAGGGAUUUCCUCUCCGUCCUAGUGGACCCAAAGACACAUUUAGCACUGCUAGCCGUUAGCUGGAGGCUGUUUUGUGGAUCUGUAUCCUUCCUCACGCUUUCCCAUGAUCCUCUCUCCGCCAGCCUCGCCUUCAUGGCGUCUUAGCCAGUAACCCACGUCUGCCUUCAUUGUUUCCUCCCUCCUUCCUUUCCUCCUCUGUUGAUUUUCAUUCCUCCCUUUCUUACCUCCAGCUCGUCCAUCCUCCAUUAUCUCACAUUUAUAACCUCCUCCCUCGUCCGCUGUGAACUGCUUGUCCUCCUCUCUAUUCCCUCUAGCUUUCUCAUUUUGUUUUUGGAUGUUCUCCUUCCUCGUCGCCAAGCCCGUCCCCCGUCCUCUCUCCGUCCUGCCGAGCGAGAGGGGUUAAAAUCUUUUUAUUGCACUGUUGAUUUUGGUUUUGUAAGAUAUUAAUAAUGAGAAUAAUGUUAAUAAUCUUCUUAUUGUGACAUAACCUUGUCUGGCCAGAUUUAAGGAAGUGGUACUUAAACUGGAGAGAGAUAAAUGUUACUCUUUCUGUUCAUAUCUCUGUAAUAAGCUUUUUAUUUCUUGUUUGUUUCAUAUUGUUAUUUUUUUAUUGUUUGACUCUGGAUGUGAGAGAGAGUCGUCUGCUCUGAGACAUCUGCUGAUUGGACCAGGGCUGUCAUGUGAUCAAAUGCUGUCGAUGCAAUGAAUCCGCAUCAGUUGACGCGCCCGCACAUUAAAUGUUUGUUUUAAAGUCUUUUUUUUUUUUUUUUUUUUUAAGUCCUUUUAUUUUUCUCACUAUUUAUGACCGCAGGUGUUAAAAUUAAUUUUGGAUUCGUUUUCAUCGUGAGAAAAUAAAAACUUAGAAACGUUUGUCCUCUCCUACGUUACGUCCUUCCUCACAAGAAUCUGAUUCUGCCGAAAAUGUUUGAAAAGAUGGCAGCAAGUGUACGGAGGCCUGUGGCUGCCAAUAUUAAACACGUGUUUGUGUGCAUGCUGUGUAACAGAAUUAAAAUGUUAAAAUGCAAUUAUGAUUUUAAUGUUCCUGUUCAGUGACAGGACUUUUCAGUGUGCGCUGAGCUGAGCUUUUCAUUUGAAUUUAAUCUCCAUCCUGGUUUGUAAUGAAAAUGAAAUCUAAAAUUUUUUCUUUCAAAUUCGUCAGUUUCAGGAAAAGAUGCAGAAAAACUCUGACAUUAUUAAGAGCUAAGAUCAGGACAUAAUUAAGAUCUAAACUUACAAAUUAAAUCUAAGCUUAGUUUCACACAUCUGUGUUAAGCUCAGGAUUGCACUGAAAAUACUUUAAAUCCUCAUUUUAAUCAUAAUAAUGUAUUUUCAAGUGACAAUUUUAAAAUUUCCUUGUCAGCGUCGUGCACACAAACGGAAACGAUCCCAUUUUAAUAUCGGCAGCCGCCGACGCCCACGGAGAACGGAGUUCAUCAUGACUGAUAGGAUCGUGUUUUGGUUUGUGCUGACUCUCAACGAGGCCUCACAAGGAAAUCCACCACAUCCGGUAAUUUGUUAGUUUGUGUUGUCAGCUGGUGCUCAGGUAGCUGCUGUUUACCGGCAGCUUCUGGUGCAUGUGAAGGAAUUUAUUUAGUUCUGCUGUUUUAAUGGGAUCAACAGAGUUUCAGAGCAGUCAGACUUAAAGCCAGCCAUUCCAGUUCAGUGUUGAAACAAAGAGAUGCGACAAAAGCAAAGCAGAGCAAGUAUUGACGUUGAGUUUUGAUAGUUUUGAUAGUUGUGAUGAUGUAAAGUAGUUAUGCUUGUUAGGUCCUGGUUAUUGGCCAAAAUAUUCUAACCUGUGAUAUAAUGAAGAGAAUUUAAUGGAAACUGGAUCACACCAUCAUGAGUCACUAAACACUCGCUUUAUAUGAAGAUCCUCAUUAGCCUCAUGCUCAUGUCCUUCUGUUGGUUCAUAUGUCAUUUCUGACACGUCCUGGUCCUGACAGCAGCCAGUCAGAGUGCAGAACUAACAGGAAAAGGUGCGAACACAACCUGUGCUGUGGUCACUUUGUUUACGCUUGGUCAGACUGUCAGCUGCUUGUGUGGGAGAUGAAUUCUGCUUUUCACUGUCGGGCCAAACUCGGUCCGUCUGGGUCAUAAGACCUAAUAAGAAUGGUUUACUUUUCAACGAGUAUCCCAGCAUGCAUCUCACAUCAACUAGCAGUGAUGGCACAUCAUGUAACUCCAACCCAGAGCUUUCGCACUGUAGAAGAGGUUGGAUCAACAAAAUAACACCCUCUUGAUUUGCUAAAACAUUUUUUGGCAACGUGAGUACGUGUAACCACAUCCAGGUGCGUCGAAGUGAACCACCUGAGCUGGGCUGGAAGUCUGGGAAUGCUGUCCCAGUUACCGACGGAGCGUUUCAAAAGAUCAAAUUUCCUACAAACUCUCAAAGAUGCAGCACAGAUUUUAGAUUGGCAAUCAGUCGGUUUGUUUAUCUGGAUGCAGACGUGUCCACAGCAAACACCUGCAAUGAGCAUGAAGCGAACCGCCUUCGGCCUGACGGCGAAAAGCAGCGAGUUCCUCCCAUUUGAAGGAAUUCAGAGUUAAUCAUUUUCUCUGAUGAACCGCCGCACAACAACAAACACAACUCCCACCAGCUGGACACAUCGAGUGAGGCUCAGUUUGUCCUCCAGUUUUCAGGCUCUGCUGUUCUCUGAACCAGCAGCUGGUCCACUUGAAACUCAUCACAGUGACUGCCAGUGACUCACGCUGUCAUACAGACCACAUCACAGAGGAGUUUCCAUUCGAAAUCCUGUAAACACUACAAACACGUCUGCAGUCAGAAAUGGUCCCUGCUUCCACAUUUAUUUGUUAGUCAGAUCCAAAAAAAUGGGAUCAUCCUUGAAAGCAAAUGGACAGAUUGUUCCCACAGAGCUGACCUGUGUGCUAAACUGUGAGACUCACCUGCCUGCCAGGUGAUACAGCAGAAAAUUGGCUUCAUGUGACAGCUGUGCGGGUUUUCUGUCCUCGUCCGUCAAGUGGAAACAUCCCUGCAGCUCUGGUUUCUUGUGUUUGCAUGCUGAGGGCAGGGAUCGUGUAUCCGCUGGACCCGAUCAACUAAAUGGUUCUUUUGAGAGGCCUUAAUCCAGUGUGUCUCCCUGAGUGUUAACCUGCAGAACAGUGCUGUAAGUACACAACAUGAAAUGUACUAAAACCAGUGCAAUAAACCUCAAAGUGUCCAUGUUGAGCUUUUUACAUGCUUCUUUACCACAUAGUGACAGUGUGCUUACAGAACUUUUCUGACAGAUGAACGUGCUGGAAUACGGUUGUUGUUGUGUAAAGUUCGACCAGGUUUAUUUAAUGGCAAAUAUUGAAAUGGCAUCCUCUGAUCCUGCAUGUACAAACUGAAACUGAGCAGGAUGUGAUGUGCAGCCUGGCACGAUUACAAAGUCGGUUACAAAAUCGUCAAAAGCUCCGUAGAGUUUGUGCCAAAAUGGGACAAAAUCCAGACAGAACAACUGGCAUCACAAGACAGCGUUGAAGCCAAUGAAACGAGUCCUGUGAAAAGAUCAAUAAUCAAGAUACGAUGAACAGCACAGUGUAAAACUGAAACCUUGAAAACACGAAAGCUGUUCCUGAGCUUUUAACCGAAUCUCACGGUCUUCAUCGGGGAACUGGAAGCAGUCAAACACCGCCAGUCAAAAACACACAUUUCUUCUUCCCUGUGGUGCUGAUUAUCCAUUUAGAUAGUUUUGGUCUGAGUUUUGGAGAUGCCUGCUUUCUCUUCAGUAUGAGGGAACAAGAUGACACUUCACAAAACGACAAACAAAAAUUAGAGAAACUCAACAGCAAUUUUUUCUGAAAAGAGACGUUGCAGUUGAGGUCUCUACAGCCGAUAUCUCCAAAACAUGUUUCGUGUUUGUGCAUGCAGGGUGCGAGCGUCUGUCGGUCUGAAUCUGUUUGUACAUUUCUGUUUGAUUCAGUUCAUAUAUGAUGUGUUUUAAUAGAAACAUGCUUGUGUAUGAUACUAAUUAAAAGCUAAGGAGAAACAACA
This is a messenger RNA of Scatophagus argus, 5744 nucleotides long. Its product is annotated as ADP-ribosylation factor-like protein 8A. The transcript is spliced from 7 exons. Gene Ontology annotation, molecular function: GTP binding; GTPase activity. Gene Ontology annotation, cellular component: lysosomal membrane. Bases 529 to 1092 code for a protein of 187 amino acids. Lineage: Eukaryota; Metazoa; Chordata; Actinopteri; Scatophagidae. The record is from RefSeq and is a predicted model, not a curated record. Gene Ontology annotation, biological process: anterograde axonal transport; protein transport.